Messenger RNA from Bufo gargarizans (Asiatic toad), 805 nucleotides. RefSeq names its product leukotriene C4 synthase-like. Bases 76 to 498 code for a protein of 140 amino acids. The record is from RefSeq and is a predicted model, not a curated record. Lineage: Eukaryota; Metazoa; Chordata; Amphibia; Anura; Bufonidae. The transcript has 5 exons. Gene Ontology annotation, biological process: leukotriene biosynthetic process. Gene Ontology annotation, cellular component: nuclear envelope; endoplasmic reticulum; membrane. Gene Ontology annotation, molecular function: leukotriene-C4 synthase activity; glutathione peroxidase activity; glutathione transferase activity.
AGAUUGAAAACUUUCACAACCAUCUCACAUUGUCUUCCUCAAAGAACACUGCAAUCCUUGUGUCUUCAGACCACCAUGUUGCAUAAUGUAGUCCUAUUGGGUGCAGUCACCUUACUUGGUGUUUUAGAACAAGCAUAUUUUUCCUUGCAGGUGAUUGCAGCCCGGAGGAAGUACAGCAUCUCCCCUCCUUGUACGUCAGGCCCCCCAGAAUUUGAAAGAGUUUUUCGGGCCCAGGUUAACUGCACAGAAUAUUUCCCAAUGUUCCUUGCGGUGCUCUGGCUGUCUGGGAUCUUCUUCCAUCAAGGCACAGCCGCCGCCUGUGGAAUUUUAUAUCUAUUUGCUCGCUAUCGUUACUUUAAUGGUUACAGCAUUUCAUCACAGGGCAGGUUGGCUCCCAUGUAUCUUAAUGCCGGAGUUCUCUGGUUUAUGAUGGCUCUUUCUGCAUUAGGCAUUCUUGAUGUUCUUGCCUCCCAUUACAUCGGAGUGGACAUUCUGUGAUACUGGGCAGGGCGGUAGAGGCAAAUGGGAAUGAUUAAUGAACAACCUAAAAUUACAUAUUAUAACAACCAUCACUGGAGGCUUUACAUGAAUGAGACGAGAAGUGUGAAGAAAGGGUAGAUGACUGCUGUGGACUGUGGUGUCCAACCUGUGGUGUUUCGUACUUGGGCUGUCAGGGAAUGCUGGUAGUUGUAGUUCUGCACAAGCUGGCAUGCUGCAGGUUGGAUACCACUGCUGUAGGAAUUCACUGUAAUAUUAUAGUGUCAUAAUCUGACUUCUACAUCAUCAUAACAGGACUAUGUGACCA